AUGUAAUUUAUAUUAAUAUUGGUUCUCGCACUUACAACACUAUCAUAAUCAAUCGAUUAUGCUUUAUCAAUAAAAAAUUCAAACUCUUAACCCUGGGAAAGAAUAGGGGAGAUGAAAGUAUCUAGAUCCAAUUUUUAAAAUGCCCAGAUCAACUUAAAUCAAAAUAGAUAGCAAAUAGUAGAUCGCAAAAAAAUGAAUGAAAAUACUUAUGCUUUAUUGAAAUUGUAAAAUUUACAAGAUGAAAAAUCUUAUAUUGCACAUAUAGAUGGGAAAUAAUUAUCUCUUUUUAAUUAGAAAUCCAAUUAUUAAGAAAUAAUUACUUUAGUUUUAUCAAAUAAUGAUUUAUUAUCUUUUGAUUAUGCAUUAAAACCUGUAAGGAAAAAUGCCGAAACCUAUAUCCAAGUUUAAGUUAAAGAUUUGGAAGUAGCUCCACAAGGAUUAAUACCACAAUUUGAUGAAAAAAUUCCUGAAGAAGAAGAAUAAAAACCGUAGGGAAUUUUCGGAAUAAUUUUAUAAUAUAAAUGGUAUAUAAUUAUUGGAUUUUUUGUGUUUUUCUUAUUUUCACAAGCUGAUCCCUAACAAUUAAAUGGAACUGCUUAAUAACCAUAAGAAUAAGCAUAAGCAUAAAGAAGAAGAAACAAAUGA
Molecule: messenger RNA, 645 nt
Organism: Paramecium tetraurelia
Lineage: Eukaryota; Ciliophora; Oligohymenophorea; Peniculida; Parameciidae
Exons: 3
Source: RefSeq, a predicted model, not a curated record